Molecule: messenger RNA, 1071 nt
Organism: Moneuplotes crassus
Lineage: Eukaryota; Ciliophora; Spirotrichea; Euplotida; Euplotidae
Source: the annotation of a GenBank genome assembly
AUGGAAGUCUGUGAAGCCCCAGUUAUUGAUGUAGCCGCUUUCCUCGAUAACACCGAGGAGAAGGAAGCUGAAUGCCAGAAAGUACUUGAAUCUCUUAAAGAUUAUGGAAUUCUCAUCAUGAAGGAUCCUAGAAUUGAUGAGAAAGAUAACGAAGAGUACAUCGAUCUUUUGGAAAACUACUUUGAAACUAGAGGAGAAAUGUUCUACAACAAUGAAGAGCUCAAAGAAGCUAGACCAGAGAUUCAUUACCAAGUUGGAGUAACUCCUGAGAAUGUUGAGAAAGCAAGAAAUCACUGUAAAAGAUUCGAGGAUUAUGAAGGACCAAACAAACCUCUUUCCGAAUGUCCCCCUGAGCAUGAUGCGAAAUGGAGGUACUUCUGGCAUAUUGGAGAGAGACCUGAAGACAAGAAGGCUCUUUAUGAGAACAUUGUUCCAGGAGACUUCCCAGAAUGGGAGACUAAGAUGAACAAGUGGGGUAACAUGAUGAUUGGUGCAUGCACAGCUGCUGCUGAAAUGCUCGCUGUUGGUCUCGGCAUUGAUCAAGAUACUUUCUCAAGCAGAAUGAAUCUUGGUCCCCACCUCCUCGCCCCAACCGGAAGUGAUUUAACUAAGAAUGAUAAAGGAACUGUUUUUGCUGGAGUACACUAUGAUCUUAACUUUUUAACUAUCCACGGAAAAUCUAGAUACCCAGGACUCUUCAUCUGGCUUAAAGACGGAACCAAAAUGUCUGUAAAGGUCCCAGAUGGCUGUCUUUUGAUUCAAAGUGGAAUCCAAAUUGAGUGGCUGACUGGAGGAUUCAUCAAGGCUGGCUUCCAUGAAGUUGUCUACACCGACGCUACUAAGGAAAGAGUUCUCAAGAAGCAAGAGGAGAACCCAGACCAUCCAGUUUGGAGAGUAUCCUCUACCCUCUUUUCCCACAUCAGACACGACGUAUCCUUAGCUCCAUUGGAAUGAAUUUCAGACAGAUGGGACGAAGGAGCUAUUGAAAAGUAUUACGAUAUCACCUCAGAGGAAAAGACAAUCGAAGAGUUGAAAGCUAUUAACUUGCACACUGAUGCAGCUGAAGAAUAA